Liolophura sinensis is the source of this 1909-nucleotide messenger RNA. RefSeq names its product 1,5-anhydro-D-fructose reductase-like. The transcript is spliced from 10 exons. NCBI's taxonomy places the organism in Eukaryota, Metazoa, Mollusca, Polyplacophora, Chitonida, Chitonidae. Gene Ontology annotation, molecular function: oxidoreductase activity. The record is from RefSeq and is a predicted model, not a curated record. The coding region runs from base 104 to 1081 and encodes 325 amino acids.
AGUAUAAAUCUACGACCUCACCACUUGCCUCACACACAGGAAAUCUGCACGCCGCCGGAGAGUUAAUAUUCAGGCUAACACGCAGCACGUUACAGUGACUAUCAUGGCUUCAAUUGGCAAACAUGUGUUGAUGAUGAACAACAAGCGUACUGUCCCGUUGCUGGGGUUAGGGACAUGGCAGUCUUCACCUGGUGAAGUGAAACAAGCCACCAAAGUCGCCCUGGAAUGUGGAUAUCGUCAUAUCGAUACUGCACAGGCGUAUGGAAACGAGGCUGAAAUCGGGGAUGCUAUUCAGGAGUUCCUACAGGCCACGAAGACACCACGUGAUGAGCUGUUCAUCACUACCAAGCUUGCCAUGCCUUUUAUGGGAGCUGACACUGUCAAACCUGCCUGUCAGAACAGCUUAAAGAAACUGAAACUCGAUGUUAUUGAUCUUUUCCUCAUCCAUACACCAUUAGGAAUGAAGUACAUGGGCCUGGACAAACCAUGGGCGAUUGGGCCAGAUGGAAAAGUACAGUUUGAGGCGCAUGACCUCGUCGCCUGCUGGAAGGCUAUGGAGAAGCUGGUUGACGAGGGGCUCGUCAGGUCGAUCGGGGUGUCCAACUUCAACUCUGAGCAAAUAACCAGGAUUCUGAAGAACUGCCGUAUUAAGCCUGUUACAAACCAGGUGGAGUGCCACGCUUACUUUCCGCAGGAAGAGUUGUCGUCCUUCCUGAAGGAGAAGGACAUGCUUUUGACGGCCUAUGCGCCAUUUGCUUCGCCCGGACGACCCAAGGCAAUCCGAAAACCAGAUGAAGGCACUCCUUUGCUGGAGCACCCUGUCAUCGCAGACCUGGCCAAAAAAUACAAGAAAACUCCAGCACAAAUCUUAUUGAGGAACUUAAUCCAGCGUGGUAUGGUGGUGAUCCCCAAGAGUACAAACCCGACGAGGAUACAACAGAACGCCCAGGUAUUUGAUUUUGAGCUAAGUGAGACUGACCAGACAGCUAUCGCAGGGUUAAAGAACGGGAAAAGAUUGUUUGAUGGAUCUUCGUAUGGGGCCAAUACCCAUCCAGAAAACCCAUUCGUCGUGCCAUUUUAGACCUCAUUUGGCGGAAGUGCGACAAGGAUUUAACAGUUGGACAAGAGGCCGGCUUAUUUGAGUGCUUGAAACUUUUCCAAACUUCGUUGAUGCUUUUGCUAUAUGUGGUCAGACAUGCCAUCUGUACGCACCAGUGAAUAUUCAAGUAGUUGAAAUAGCGGUGUCUUGAGAAAUAGAACAACGCGGUGAUUGGUUGUGACUCCAGUUGGUUAUGAAUUUAAAUAUGAAACGGUUAAAAUGGGUAACAAUAUUAUUAACUCAAAUGCUUGUAUAGGUCAUAUUAGAACUAGCCAUAACUUCACUUUGGCGUCUCAAAGUUAAAUCUUCGUUAUAAACCGCAUGCUGCCACAAAACUGCUGUUGUUAAACGCUGUCUCUUUAGAGUGAACUCCUAUAAUAUUCACUGCCGUCAGUUAUGGUCAACUUAUACAAAGUUUGGUGUUAAGAACAUAUCGAAGAUAUGAUCAGUAACAUAUUUGGGUGGCUUUUGAUUUACCAGUAGCGAUAAAGGGGCAGUACUCUGUUAAGCAUCUAAUCCUAUAAUUCAGAAAAUCGAAUGUAUCAUGUCAGAAAAUGAAAUGAAUCAUGUCAGAAAAUGAAAUGAAUCAUGUCAGCACGAAGCAGUUGGUGCGAACCCUAUUUUUAUCAUGUUUAUCACUACUUUCAUGUUUCUAAUGACCUCCUAAGCCAACUAACUAAAGUUGGACAACUAAACAUUAGCAAAGGGGAAUGUGAAAUAAAUGUUGUGUGCACCAGAGGGGACGCCUGAAUUUAUUUUUCUGAUAAUCGUUGUUUAAAACCAUACUAAGGAAUUUUCCACUUAUAUACU